UCGCGCGCGCGAGCGAAUCCCUCGUCUUCGCGUCCACGAGCGAAGCGAAACGCCGCGCGUGAACGUUCGCGCGCGCGCGGUCGCGAAUCGGUCGACGACCGCGCGCGAUCGCCGCUCGUGGACGCGCGCGAUCGCGGAGACGUCAAUCGUUGAAUCGCAUUCGACGUUCUCGCGCGCGCGGCGCUGAAAUCGCGCUGACGUCGAGCGAAAUCGCGCGCGAUGUACGGUGGCGAUGAAGUGAGCGCGGUGGUGAUCGAUCUCGGGACGCACAGCGUCAAGGCGGGGUACGCGGGACAGGACACGCCGCAGCACGUGUUUCCGAGCGCCGUCGGCGAGUGCGCGAAGGGCGGGGACGCGGACAUGACGGCGGAGGGUGAGAACGCGUCUGCGAGACAUUUUGAGGUGGAUAACAUGGGAAUUAGACGAGACGGGAUGGAGGUGACGUCACCGUACGGAGAGAAUGGGAUGCUGGAGGAUUGGGAGGCGGUGGAGGCGAUUUGGGAGCACGCGUUGAAGAAGCGGUUGGCGUUGCAAACGGAUGAGCAUCCAGUGCUGCUCAGCGAACCCGUGCACAACUCGGAUGCGGUACGCGCGAAGAUGGUGGAGCUGAUGUUUGAAAAGCACGCGCCGCCGGCGCUGUUUUUGGCGAAGAGUCCUGUGUUGAGCUCGUUCGCCGUCGGGAAAGCGUCGAGCUUGGUGAUCGACAUGGGCGGUAAGCACACGACGGUCUCGGCCAUUCACGACGGCUUUGCGCUUCAAAAGUCCGUCGUGCGCUCACCUCUCGGUGGCGAAGCUCUGACGGAUGUGGUUUUGAAGUAUUUAGAGAAGAAAAAGGUUGACGUUCGCCCGCGGUACGCGUUUACGAAGAAGCAGAAGGGCGACGGCGAUUUCGACGUCAAGGCGGUGAAUCAUCCCAAGACGACGGCAUCGUAUGCGCUGUUCAAACGUCGUGAGAUCAUAGAAGAUCUUAAAGCGACCGUUUGCACGCUGGACGAUCACACGUUUAACUCGGACGAGCACAAGAAUGUGGCGGGCGUGACGUACGAGUUGCCGGAUGGGAACACCAUCGAGGUCGGCGUCGAACGAUUCCAGAUCCCGGAGUUGUUCUUCCAGCCCGAGAUAUUGCGGGAACUCAAUGUGGACGUCCCCGAACUCGGUGAGCUCAAGUCUUUGAAGAGCAUCCAAGAACUGGUUUUGGAGUGCAUCAACAACGCGGACGUCGACGUGCGAAAAGACUUGUGGGGCAGCUUGGUUUUGUGUGGCGGUAGUAGUAUGUUCGCUAACAUGCGUGAGCGAUUGGAAGCGGCAUUGUUCGAUCACGCGCCGCAAAACGUAAAGACUAAGGUCGUAGCGAGCAUGAACAGCGUCGAGCGUCGCUUCGCGACGUGGAUCGGGGGUUCUAUUCUCGCUUCUUUAGGCUCGUUCCAGCAGCUCUGGAUGAGUAAGCAAGAGUACGAGGAGCAUGGCGCGAACUUGGUUCAGCGCAAGUGUCCGUAGUCUCGAGUGAAAUAGCCUUUAAUAAUCGAGUGUCGAGUGUGA
This is a messenger RNA of Ostreococcus lucimarinus CCE9901, 1539 nucleotides long. RefSeq lists its product with no specific name. Gene Ontology annotation, molecular function: chromatin binding. Gene Ontology annotation, biological process: regulation of transcription by RNA polymerase II. The record is from RefSeq and is a predicted model, not a curated record. NCBI's taxonomy places the organism in Eukaryota, Viridiplantae, Chlorophyta, Mamiellophyceae, Mamiellales, Bathycoccaceae. The coding region runs from base 220 to 1497 and encodes 425 amino acids. Gene Ontology annotation, cellular component: SWI/SNF complex; NuA4 histone acetyltransferase complex. The transcript has a single exon.